UUGGUACUUAGAACCGUUAAUACUAUGGCUUCUACGGACUCGAAAGAUAUCCCUAAAGCAGUUUCUUUAACGAACAUCCGCAAUUCUUUGAUUUCUCAAGAAGACACUAUUAUUUUUGAUCUUUUGGAACGCGCAAAGCUGAAGACUAAUGAUCUAAUUUACGAAAAGAAUGGAAUCCCAGAGCUGAAACUUCCCGAACGGUGGAAUAGUUUCUUAAUGUUUAUGUUGCAUGAACAUGAAAAGCCAUAUGCUCUUGCAAGACGCUACGCUCAUCCGGAAGAAUAUCCUUUCACUGAUGAUCUUCCCGAACCUAUUUUACCCAAGUUGCAACACGAAACCGUCUUGCAUCCCAAUACCGUGAACGUAAACAACGAUAUUUUGAACUAUUACAUUCAUUCCAUUGUGCCCAAAAUCUGUGAAAAGGGCAUUGAUCCUGACAACUACGGUAGUACGGCUGUCUGUGACAUUAGCUGUUUGCAAUCUUUGUCACGCAGAAUUCACUAUGGCAAGUUCGUCGCCGAAGCUAAAUAUCGUCAGAACCCGGAGUUAUACAAGAAGCUUAUUCUUGCUCGCGACAUUAAGGGCAUCGAGGAUGCUAUCGUAGACAAGAAGCAGGAACAGCGUGUCUUAGACCGCUUGCACUACAAAGCUGCUACAUAUGGUCGUGAUCCAGCCGAGCCUGACAAGCCCAGUGACCGAGUCACGGCUGAUGUCGUUGUUAGUAUUUAUCGCGAUUAUGUGAUUCCAAUGACGAAGAAGGUUGAGGUUGAUUACCUUCUUCAACGUCUCGAGUAGAACCAAUGUUCAUAGUUGUUUUUGAUCUCAUUGAUGAAAUGAUAGUGCAAAAGUCAUUUCGUUAGAAUUUUUUUUCUUAUAGAUACAUUUAGUGCUGCUUCAAGUAAAGUUUCAUUUGGGCACCUGCGCGCUUGAGUCCACAUUUGUGAUAGAACUCAACAUUUUCUUCAUCACAAUCAAGAAUUACUUUAUAGCAAUCAAGAAUUUUGGCCAAAUCAAUUAAGAUUGUGAG
Messenger RNA from Schizosaccharomyces japonicus yFS275, 1027 nucleotides. RefSeq names its product chorismate mutase. The coding region runs from base 25 to 795 and encodes 256 amino acids. NCBI's taxonomy places the organism in Eukaryota, Fungi, Ascomycota, Schizosaccharomycetes, Schizosaccharomycetales, Schizosaccharomycetaceae. Gene Ontology annotation, cellular component: cytoplasm. The record is from RefSeq and is a predicted model, not a curated record. Gene Ontology annotation, molecular function: isomerase activity; chorismate mutase activity; catalytic activity. The transcript has 2 exons. Gene Ontology annotation, biological process: carboxylic acid biosynthetic process; aromatic amino acid biosynthetic process; chorismate metabolic process.